Molecule: messenger RNA, 682 nt
Organism: Acanthocheilonema viteae
Lineage: Eukaryota; Metazoa; Nematoda; Chromadorea; Rhabditida; Onchocercidae
Source: the annotation of a GenBank genome assembly
UGAAUGUGAUUCGCAUAUUAAAAAAAUCACCGAAAUAUUGGACACCCUUAUCGAUAAUACUACAUAUGAUAGACGUCUAAGGCCAAAACAUGGUGAAGAACCGGUAAAUGUCGGUAUUACGAUACACGUAUCAAGCAUUAGUGCAGUAUCCGAAGUUAAUAUGGAUUUCACGGUUGAUUUUUACUUAAGGCAAACUUGGAAUGAUCCACGUCUUGCAUUCAGUCAUUAUCUGUAUGAUGCUUACAGCGUAUUGGAUAUCGUUUACCUCUUCAAUAACUCAAGAAAUUCAGUAUCGAAAUCAGAAUUCGAAUUACCUCAAUUUGUACUCAUCGAUAUACAAGUCGAAUCACGAAAUAUUGUUUUAAGUUCCGGAUUCUACGUUAUUCAAGUUUAUUUACCCUGUAUUCUGAUCGUUGUCAUCUCGUGGGUAUCUUUCUGGCUUAAUCGUGACGCAACUCCAGCACGAGUAGCGCUUAGUGUACUUACCAUACUUACUAUGACUACACUUACAGCAACAGCAAAUGCCUCAAUGCCGAAAGUUUCUUAUGUUAAAAGCAUCGAUAUAUUUCUCGGUGUAUCAUUUGUCAUGGUAUUCAGUUCAUUACUUGAAUUUGCUGCUGUUGGAUACAUCAGUAAAAGGAUAAAAUUGAUCCAAAAGAGGCGAAAAGAUUUGCAUAAGUAA